AGGACCGCGUCGUCCAGAUCUCCACGCCCACGCACGCCCAGGAGGUCCAGGCCUGCGUGAGGAACUUGCGCCAUGUGGUCUCGACGGCGGACGUAUCUAUCGUGGUGAGGAGCGACGUGUUCCGUGUCCACCGCUUCCUCGUGGCGCACUUCAGCAGGUUCUUGGCCCGCGCACUGUCGCCCAGGGCAGGGGAGGCAGCCACCAGCGUGGUGUGUGUGGAGGACGUGGACGCAGACAGCAUGGCGCACCUCCUGGACUACAUGUACGGGAACCUGGCGAUCUUGAAGGAGAGCAAGCUGCUGCGGUUCCUGUGCGCGGCCCGCAGGCUGGAGAUCGACUGCCUUCAGACGCCCGGGUUGAAGAGCCUCGAGACGAACCUGACGAGGAGUUUGAACGCGACCCCCUGCGGCGCGUCCUUUUCGGAGGGACGGGAGACUGGGGGGGUGACUGGAGGCGACCGAGGAGGAGAGACGUCCCGGAACAUCCUGCUGCCGAAUGUGAAGUUUCCAGCGUCUCUCGAAAUCACAGAGAAGCCCAAGGCGAUCGGCGGCCACUCGGGAGACGGACGAAACUGCGGGGCGACACACUCCCGAGAGCAGGCGAGUGAACGGAAGAACGAGGAGAACACAGGCACGAAAGAACAGAGCAAAUGUUGCUGCCAUUGCUCGUGUCGGAGGGAAGGAGAAGCAAAAUCGGCCCGAGUGAAGGAAUCGAGCGAUGAGCGGUCGGAGACUAAGGAGGGAAGGACCUUGAGUCCGGAAGAACUCGAAGCAGAAACGCUCAGGCAGAAGUUGGAGAAAUGUGGCACCAAAAUAACUGGGAACGCUAUGAGCAUGCUACAAGUCCCGGCCUGGAUCUUCUCCAGCAAGAACAUCUCCAUCACGCCAGCCAAAGAGAUUUCCAAGAACGUUACAGUCUCUGCAGCUGACCAAUCAACAGCUGGCAAGGCACCUCUCGCAGCACAGGGGAGGACUGACGAGACAGACGCCCCUGUCAUUAUCGGGACGUCGCCUCCAAAGCCUCCUGUGCCGCCGAAGAGGAAUCUUAUGCCAGCAUUCCAGGCUUCUCCGCGACUCCAGGGGCAUGGCUACUUUCCAAAGGGCGACUUGCGGUAUCCAGGGCCUAGGGGAUCCCAUGGCGGGGCCAGGGGGCCACAUUCAGUAAGUCAGCGUUACCCAGGACCUAGAUAUAUGGCACCAAAUAUCAACAGUGUUCCCCGAAUACAACAGAACCAAAGGAACAGGCUACAAACACCUUACCCACGGAUGAUGCCCAAUGCCGUCCCGGACAGAGUUCCCCUGACCCAGAAGUCCAGCAGAGGCCAUGGGUAUGGCACGCCCCCGCCUCACAGGAAUAUAUUCAACGCUCUCGGCCAGAGCACCCCCUCCUCAGACGCCGGAAAUGUUAGCAUCCGCAUGGAUCGAAAACUGAGUCAGCAACCGAGAGUUAUUGUCAAUAAUAUCUUGUCUUCGCAAGGUAGAUCUCCACACUCCCCUUCCGGUCGAGGUCGGCGCGGCAGAUGUAGCAGAGGGAGACGGCUCUCUUUACUCUAUCCAUAUUCUCCAUCUUCUGAUAGAGAUGUCACAAAUCAGCCAGGAGGGAGCCAAGACCACGCGAAUGGUCUCGAUGAGGAACGUCCGAGCCCCUCCGGGAAGAGCUCCCUCCACUGGAAGUGGAAUGAACCCGUUGAGGUUAAGGACACGGGGAUUAUCAUUCAGCUUCCCGAUAAUGUUGCUGAGGUCAUUGCUGGGGCACCUGUACUGACUCCUGCUGCUCCAGGAUUGGACAAUAGGCGAUCUCUUGACUUCCAGUUGGCCGAGUCUGGCCCCUCCUCUUAUCGGGCUCCUGUGUCGUCUGUGGAAGGGCCGUCUGUGGAAGGGCCGUCUAUGGAAGGGCCGUCUGUGGAAGGGCCGUCAAGCAUGCCGCCAAGCACAGCAGAACAGCAGAUCGUGCAGCAGAACCCUUUAGCGGAUAACAGUGCCGCCUCCUCCGCUCCGAAUGAGUCCCUCAUGGACGCCACCCUGCCCAAUGAAAGCAUCCCCCCUCAUAGAAAGUCGUCCUCCUUUGAAGGCUUUUCAAUGGAUAUCGCGGUGGCAGAAACUCAGCCUCAAGAUCCACCACAGCCAGAAGAAGGUCCAGGGAAGGAAGAGACAUCCGAAGGCGAGAGGAAAGCGGAGUUGGCCAAGGACGAGAAUUGCAGCAAUGCAGCGUCGGCUGCAAAUACCAAUAAGACUCGCGGGAGGCCCAAGAAGACCUUCAGAUGCCCCGUGUGCAGGAUGAUGUUCCAGAAUCCCUCUUCGCUGUUGAUGCACCAGCGACAGCACACAGGGGAACGUCCGAGGUACUGCUCCUCCUGCAGCUUCCGGAGCGAGUCCCUGACAACACUCAAAAGCCACGUCAAGAGGAAGCACAGAAGGCUCCUACAGGAUUGCGAGAAGGUGUGCCACCCAGCGCCCGAAGUCGAACCCAACAGCUUGAGCAAGAAGAAGAAGAAGGACAAAAAGGAAGAAGAGAGAAAAGAGGAGGUGAACCCCCCGGAGACAGAAAAAUUGGAGAAUAUGGAGCAGGGCGCCAAUGAGGGUAAAAAUCCCGACCAAACUGAAAACCCAAAGACAUGAAAAAGUGCCUUGCAUAAAGAACCAGUGAUACCAGACAUUACUUUAUUUGUUUGUUUUUGUUUAUUUUUUUAGAGGGGGAAUAACUGCAAAAAUUACAAUCAUAUGUUUAAAAAUGAUGCAUUUUUUCAUCCCUUUCGUAUUUAGAAAAACUAUUUGACUUUAUGUUACAUGUUUGAUGAAGAAAAAAAAAGUAUUUAACCCAAAAACUUAUAUUUUCCUCUCUUUAAUCGGAAAAAUAAUUGUCUUUAUGUAGGAUGUUCUAGAAAGAAGAAAAGAAUGAAUUUACCCCAAAAACGCAUU
Messenger RNA from Penaeus vannamei (Pacific white shrimp), 2918 nucleotides. NCBI's taxonomy places the organism in Eukaryota, Metazoa, Arthropoda, Malacostraca, Decapoda, Penaeidae. The record is from RefSeq and is a predicted model, not a curated record.